Molecule: messenger RNA, 3030 nt
Organism: Pseudopodoces humilis (Tibetan ground-tit)
Lineage: Eukaryota; Metazoa; Chordata; Aves; Passeriformes; Paridae
Product: protocadherin alpha-3
Biological process (GO): homophilic cell-cell adhesion
Cellular component (GO): plasma membrane
Molecular function (GO): calcium ion binding
Source: RefSeq, a predicted model, not a curated record
AUGAAGGACGAGAACGGCUGGGAGAGAAAAAGCAGAGGAGAUGGCCAUAAUGGAGCGGAGGCGCGGUCGCUGUGUUGGGAGCGUGUGAGGCGGCGGAGCAGCGCACGGUGUCGCUGCAGGCUCAGGAACGGCGUGUGGGCGGCUCCGCCCCGGUGCGGCGGAGAGCCCGGCUGUGAGCGCGGGGGGGCGGCGCGGGCCGGGCAGCAGAGCCGCUGCGUCCGGGCGGCGGCGGGGAGCCGUGCGGGGCCCGUGCCGGGGCCGGCAGGCAGAGCGGCGGCGGCGGCGGCGUCAGGGAUGGGCGAGCGGCGGUGCGCGUUGUUGGUGCGGGUGCUGGUGCUGCAGGCGGCCUGGGCGGUGGCGGGCGGGCAGGUGCGCUACUCGGUGCCGGAGGAAGCGAAGGCCGGCACGGUGCUGGGCCGUCUGGCGCAGGACCUGGGCCUGGAGGCGGGCGAGGCGGAGGCGCGGCGGCUGCGGCUGGUGGCGCAGGGCCGGCGGGCGAGCGUGGAGGUGAGCGGGGCGAGCGGCGCGCUGGUGCUGAGCUCGCGGCUCGACCGGGAGGAGCUGUGCGGCAAGAGCGCGCCGUGCGCGCUGCGCCUGGAGGUGCUGGUGGAGCGGCCGCUGCGCGUGUUCCAUGUGGAGCUGGAGGUCACCGACAUCAACGACAAUGCCCCCGUCUUCCCUGCCUCCAGCAGAAACCUCAGCAUCGCGGAAUUCACCACUCUGCCGGGGUCUCGUUUCCCGCUGGAGGGCGCGUCGGAUGCGGAUAUCGGAGUGAACGCUCAGCUCACCUACACUCUCAGUCCCAGCGAGCAUUUUACACUCGAUGUUAAAUCGUCUGAUGAAAACAGGAAGUCUCUGUUUCUGGUGCUCGCAAAGCCUUUAGACCGGGAGACGAUUCCCGUUCACCGGUUGGUUCUGACAGCGAGUGACGGGGGCCGGCCGUCACUGACAGGGACAAUGGAGCUGCUGAUCUCAGUGCUGGAUGCGAAUGAUAACGCACCCCAGUUCAACCAGUCGGUAUAUAAAGUGCAGCUACCGGAGAAUGCUACAGAGGGGACACUUGUAGUGCGCGUGAAUGCCACGGAUCCGGACGAAGGAAGCAAUAAAGAGUUUUCUUAUAGCAUCUUGAGGUCAAGUCCCGUCGGUAACAAAGAACUCUUUACCAUUGACACCAAGACAGGCGAGAUCAGACUCAUGGGUACCCUGGAUUUCGAAAAUGUCCGUUUACACGAAUUGCAAAUCGAAGCGACAGAUAAAGGGACACCCCCGCUGUCGGGUCACUGCAGCGUGGAGCUGGAGGUGCUGGACGUGAACGACAACGCGCCGGAGGUGUGGGUGACGUCGCUGUCGGUGCCGGUGUCGGAGGACGCGUCGGUGGGGACGGUGGUGGCCCUGCUGAGCGUGUCGGACCGGGACUCGGGGGCGAACGGUCGUGUGCGGUGCUGGGUGUGGCCGGCGUCGCCGUUCGGUCUGGAGGCGACGUUCGCGGGCUCGUACUCGCUGGUGCUGCGCGAGGCGCUGGACCGGGAGCGGGUGUCGGAGUACGAGGUGGAGGUGCGUGCGGAGGACGGCGGGGCGCCGGCGCUGCGCGCCAGCCGCGGGCUGCGGGUGCCGGUGUCGGACGUGAACGACAACGCGCCGGCGUUCGCGCAGGCCGUGUACACGGUGCUGGCGCGGGAGAACAACGCGGCGGGCGCGGAGCUGGCGCGGCUGUGGGCGCGGGACCCGGACGAGGCGGGCAACGGGCGCGUGAGCUACUCGGUGUGGGAGGGCGGCGCGGCGGCGGUGUCGCCGUCGGGGGCGGCGGGCGGCGGGUGGCGGCCGGCGUCGAGCUACGUGUCGGUGGACGCGGAGAGCGGGCGCGUGUGGGCGCUGCAGCCCUUGGACUACGAGGAGCUGCAGGUGCUGCAGUUCGAGGUGCGCGCGGUGGACGCGGGGGAGCCGCCGCUGUGCGGCAACGCCACGGUGCAGCUGUUCGUGCUGGACGAGAACGACAACGCUCCGGCGCUGCUGCCGCCCGCGGGCUCGGCACCGGAGGCGGGCGGCGUGGCGGCCGAGGCGGCGGAGCUGGGGGCGGUCUCGGUCUCGGGCACGCUGUGGGCGUGGGCGGCGUGGGGGGCGCCGGCGGGGCAGGUGGUGGCGAAGAUCCGCGCCGUGGACGCCGACUCGGGCUACAACGCGUGGCUGCGCUACGAGCUGUGGGAGCCGCGGGGCAAGGGCCCGUUCCGCGUGGGGCUCUACAGCGGCGAGGUGAGCACGGCGCGGGCGCUGGACGAGGCGGACGGCCCUCGCCAGAGGCUGCUGAUCGUCGUGCGCGACCACGGCGAGCCGGCGCGCUCGGCCACGGCCACGCUCAGCGUGUCGCUGGUGGAGGCGGCCGAGGCGGCGCUGGCCGCGGGAUCCUCGUCGUCUUUGUCGUCGUUGUCGCGGGCGGCGGGUGCGGGCGCGGAGCUGGGCGCCGGGGCGGCGAGCGCGGCGACGAACGUGUGGCUGGUGGUGGCGAUCUGCGCCGUGUCGAGCCUGUUCCUGCUGGCCGUGGUGCUGUACGGGGCGUCGCGCUGGGCGCCGCGGGCGGCCGUGCUGUCGGGGCCCGGGCCCACGACGCUGGUGUGCGCCAGCGAAGUGGGCAGCUGGUCGUACUCGCAGCGCCACAGCCGCAGCCUGUGCGUGGCGGACGGCGCGGGCAAGAGCGACCUCAUGGUUUUCAGCCCCAACUUCCCUCCGCCGCCGCCGCCGCCUGGCCCCGCGGCCAAGGACACGCAGCCGGAGCCGUCCGCUCUCCUCGACACGGUCAGUGGCACUGCCUUUCUUGCUCUGCCCCCUCUUACCCUUCCCCUUGACAGUUUCUGUCUGGAGCCGGACUCCGCCCUCGUUGCUCAGGGGCGGUCCGUGUUCUAUCGUCGUUUACCCUUUGACUGCCGGUUUCAUUGUCUCCCUUCUUCAUGCUGCGUAAUGUGUUACGUCGCAGCAGGUUUUUUUAUGCCACUCUGGUCUCUCUUCCACUUAUCGUGUUUAGAAGGGGAGCACUGA